Penicillium brevicompactum is the source of this 2172-nucleotide messenger RNA. Its product is annotated as Zn(II)2Cys6 transcription factor domain-containing protein. The coding region runs from base 1 to 2172 and encodes 723 amino acids. The transcript is spliced from 5 exons. Gene Ontology annotation, molecular function: zinc ion binding; DNA-binding transcription factor activity, RNA polymerase II-specific; transcription cis-regulatory region binding. The record is from RefSeq and is a predicted model, not a curated record. NCBI's taxonomy places the organism in Eukaryota, Fungi, Ascomycota, Eurotiomycetes, Eurotiales, Aspergillaceae. Gene Ontology annotation, biological process: positive regulation of transcription by RNA polymerase II. Gene Ontology annotation, cellular component: nucleus.
AUGCCGGGUGUUCCAUCCAACAAGGCUUGUGAGCGAUGCAAAAAGAGACAUCUGAAGUGUGAUGAGGCACGUCCCCAUUGCCAGCGGUGCAUCACCGCGGGGGUCGAUUGCCCUGGGUAUGUUCAGACACGCAAGUUUAUCGACCAGGGAGCAACAGUAAGGCGGCGAUAUGCUCCAUAUCAAGAUGCUCAUUCAAGGUCAGGCUCUGGGGGGUCCUCAAGCAGAGCAGCAAUAGAGCAAAGCUCGGAAUCUAAACACCUAGAAGAAUCUCAGCCAAAUGUUCAUCAGCAAAUUUUGCAGUGGAAUCAGCCACCAGAGCAAAACAGCCCUCUCCAUCUACAAAUGGAAGAGACAAGACUGGUCUCAAGGGAUGAUCCAAUGAUAACGGACAUGCCAGAUUCUACUCAAUCAGGGACCGAGCAGAAUGUGUCCUCGGAACACACUCAUAAUCCUUUGGAAGCAAUCAAUACUACAUACACGCCUCAUCAACCCCUUGACAUCGGGGAAAGCAAUGUGUCUACGCCAGGCACAGUUAACAAUUCGAUCUCCCCACGAGCUUCUGGGGGAUUCCCAACAUUUGAACAUACACUGAAUUCAAAUAUGACCCAAAGCCCUGGGAUCCGUGGAGUGCAAUCUUCAGAGAGCUCAUCCCACCGGAGCGAGAAGGAGGAAUUCCAAGAUAUCUUCUCGGAGCUUAUGACUGGAACCGAACAUGAAAUUGGGUUCCUCACUAGGCAUUAUUCUGAGGUUAUCGGUCCAUGGCUGGAUCUGUCCGAUGCGGGAAAGUUCUUUACCGUGUAUGCUCCUAUUCGAGCCCUUAACAACGCUUCUGUGAAAUACGCCAUCGCAGCUCUGGCAGCAAAGCAUCUGGCACGAGUCAAGGGUGUCACAUCCCCGAACGGCGGAAUUUUCACAAGCCCCGCGACGACCGAAGUCUACCCCAAUGCGACCCAGGUGGAUUGGUUUCUUAAAGCAGCGAAUUACUACUACCUGGCAGCUUCAGAGCUGAACAACCUUACUUCUGACGGCUACACAUCCGUGUCUAGCUCAGCUGUCCUAGAGUCACCUUUCGAAACAAUUCAUCGAUGGAUUAGGUCUCCCCGGAACCAACUACUCCUGAAGCCUACGAGCGAAGACCCAGACGAUGUGGCUGUAAUCCGAAAAACAGAAGAAAUGCUAGCCACAGCCGCCAUCCUCACCAUGUACAGAUUGUUAGAUAUGCCUGGUGAUGAAUGGCAUAUGCAACUCUCUCCUAUCCGCCCGUUGUUUGAGGCCCUGACAAAGGUUUACACAGCAACUUCGGCUUUAUUCUCGCAUGGAAUGCGCGCUGCAUUCUGGAACUUUGCUCGCCAGGAUUAUCUUGGUUCCUACUUCACUCGAUCCCCCACGAAUCUAGACCCAGAGAAUCUGACUCUUUGGCGCAAGGCCGGUAUCACGAUCAAUGAUCAGAAAGAAUUUGUAUUCAACCAGAGUGGAUCAAGUCUAUCGCGGGAAGAUCAAACGGCCAAUGGUUUGAUCUGGCUCAAUACAAAGGUUAUCAACUUUCUCGCAAGAUCGAAGCAGCUUCAGAUUGCGCAGUGGACAGGGUCUCCGCCAGCAACUUCGCCUGAAAGCCAAGGGCUAUCACCGACUGCUAGCCAACCGCCAUAUCCCGACACAGACACCUGGCUCAAAUUGUCUUUCGAGUUUCAAACAUGGCUCGAGAACAUACCAGAAACUUUCCGCUCUUCGGUGCGGGUUGAACGCCCCAAGGAUCUUUCUAGCACUACAGAAGGGAAACACCUGCCAUUCCCUGAAAUUUUCCACAGCUUGACAACAAGUGCUGCUGCCAUACAGCACUAUCAUUUUGGACGGAUAGCUCUGUUGCUCAAUCGACCGGCAGAUAUCAUCAGUGCGCCUUCUACGGCCUUUGAUCGUCUGCAGGGUUAUCGAGAGGUCACGAAGGAGGUCGAUUUCCGUUCUCGUGAAGUUUGUGGAAUUGCUUUAGGUCGCCCCCAGGGUGGCGUUCGUGUGCUCAUGGUCCCGAUUCUAAUUGCCGUCGGACAAUGCUUAGAGAGCGCCGAGGAACACCAGAUUAUAGUGGACCUCUUACGUGGAGUGGAAGCUGACUUAGGCUGGGCUACCGAGUAUGCUGUUCAGAAACUCCAGACUUCUUGGGAUCAAGGGGUCUAA